Messenger RNA from Lotus japonicus, 766 nucleotides. RefSeq names its product protein FD-like. NCBI's taxonomy places the organism in Eukaryota, Viridiplantae, Streptophyta, Magnoliopsida, Fabales, Fabaceae. Bases 1 to 555 code for a protein of 184 amino acids. The transcript is spliced from 4 exons. Gene Ontology annotation, cellular component: nucleus. Gene Ontology annotation, molecular function: DNA-binding transcription factor activity. Gene Ontology annotation, biological process: positive regulation of DNA-templated transcription. The record is from RefSeq and is a predicted model, not a curated record.
AUGGGCCACAUUCACAGAUCGUGUUUCUUUGUCGCGACCAUUGCGUUGGGGACAAGUAGCUGUAAAAGCACCUCUCUGUAUUCCCCUGCUCCACCACUCGUCACCGCUCUCAGCUUGAACUCUCGCCCUGACUUCGCGUUUGAUCCUCUCAGGCCCAACAACAAAUCACAGUUACCGCAACCCCUUCACCACCACCACCACCCUCCCUCAAAGCCUUCUUCCCCUUGUUUCCCCAUUAAUCCACCUCCACCUUUCGACAACCACCUCCCCUUCACUUCCCCACUACCCUGUUUUGGAAGCAACAAGAGGUUCGCUGAACCUGCUGAUUACGGCCUCGGGGACAGACGAAACAAGCGUAUGAUCAAGAAUCGUGAGUCUGCUGCACGAUCAAGGGCUAGAAAGCAGGCUUACACAAAUGCGCUGAAGCAUAAAGUUGAUCAUUUGCUGGAAGAAAAUGCAAGGCUCAAAAGACAGCAACAAGAGUUGUGGGAAGCUGCAGCGGGUCAACAAAAGAAGAAGAGCAACCUAUACCGAUCAGCUACAGCUCCAUUUUGAGAAGUAUCUAGUGGUGAUACACCUGAAGAUCUUACCCAUUGUGUUUUGUUUGUGUGGUUGUGACUCAUCCACCUUUUAGUUAAUUAAUCUAACUUCCUUUUUUAGAUAGUGGUGCUUUGGGGAUGAAUAGAUCUAUAUAAGGGAAGAAUCGAUAAAGUGCUUUUUUUUUGUAUGGGGACCUAAUGAUAAUUUUGAUGGGUGCAUUGUUUUC